Cornus florida is the source of this 1789-nucleotide messenger RNA. RefSeq names its product telomere repeat-binding factor 1. Gene Ontology annotation, molecular function: double-stranded telomeric DNA binding. The record is from RefSeq and is a predicted model, not a curated record. NCBI's taxonomy places the organism in Eukaryota, Viridiplantae, Streptophyta, Magnoliopsida, Cornales, Cornaceae. Gene Ontology annotation, biological process: nucleosome assembly. Gene Ontology annotation, cellular component: nucleosome. Bases 475 to 1404 code for a protein of 309 amino acids. The transcript has 8 exons.
AUCUUCAGUUAUAUUUUAGAAUUUUUAAGUCAAUAUGUUGGCUGCUUAUCGCUGUUUUUGAAUAAAAUGGGAAGAAGAAAAAAAACAAGUUACGAGCGAGAGAAAAAGAAAAGGAAAAAAAAAAGAAAAGAAAAAAGAAAACGAAAAAAACGAAAAAAAAAAAACAAAGAAGGAAAAACUGAGAGAAAAGAGAGGUUUUUCCAUAAACUCCACACUCGCUUCUAGGGUUUUUAAUCGUUCAAUUUGUUUGUGCGAAUAAUGGGAUAGUGAAUCAUGAAGCCGACUUGCCACUGAUCUGCUCUUGAACUUCCUACUUCUCACCGUCUGCGAACCUUCCCGUGGAAGGACAGAUAAAUGGAAGAAAGGGAUGGUAAGAAGGAUGGAUGAGGCAUCCCUAGGGAAAUGAAAUGUUCUCUCAUUUUAUUUGGUUGAGCGAAAGGGAAGAGAAGGAGUUGACAUAUUUUGUUGUUUGGUAUGAGGAAAGAAAAUGAAAGGAAGAUUUUGGGGCUUCUGUUGAUGGGUGCUCCAAAGCAGAAGUGGACAUCAGAAGAAGAAGCUGCCCUCAAAGCUGGAGUGGCUAAGUAUGGGGCAGGCAAAUGGAGCACAAUACUUAAAGACCCGGAAUUUAGUGCCAUAUUGCAUUUGCGUUCAAAUGUGGACCUUAAGGAUAAAUGGAGAAAUAUGAAUGUAGCGGCAAGUGGAUGGGGGUCCCGGCAUAAGGCUAGGCAUGCAUUUAAGAACAAUCAGCAGACUUCCAAGCAUGAUGAUGACCCUAUGGCUCUUAGCACUGUAAUUCAGAGUGAUUUAGAAAUUGUUGAUGCUAAGCCUCUUGCAAUCUGUAGUGAGACAUUACAAAUUGCUGGUUCUAAGAAACCAAUCUCAAGUUUGGACAAUCUUAUAUUGGAGGCCAUUACCGAUUUGAAGGACCGUCUUGGUUCUAACCGGACUGCAAUUGCCAUGUACAUAGAGGAGCAAUACUUGGCACCUCCAAACCUGGAAAGGCUAUUGACGACAAACCUAAAGAUUCUGACAGAAAAUGGCAAAUUGACAAAGGUAAAGCAUCGGUACAGGAUGGCACCAACUUCAACAUCUUCUGUUGUAGUAAGAGACUCUUCCCUGUUGAUCCUAGAGGGAAAGCAGAAGAAUUCUCCAGAAGUAAAGAAGAAUGACAUCAAAAUUCUUACUAAAUCCCAGAUUGAUGCAGAGCUAGAAAAGAUGAGGAGCAUGACUGCACGAGAGGCUGCAGCUGCUGCUGCCCGAGCAGUUGCAGAGGCAGAAGCUGCCAUUGCGGAGGCUGCAGAGGCAGCAAGGGAGGCAGAGGCGGCAGAAGCUGAUGCAGAAGCAGCACAGGCUUUAGCUGAAGCAGCAAUGAAAGCAUUGAAAUGCAGAGCUCUUCGUGCCUGAUGGCAAAAACUUUUGAAUGGAUAUCCAUGUAUAGGACUUCGAUAAACUCCAGGGUGCAGCAGUCUUCUACGGACAUAUCUAUCACUGUAGAUAUGGAUAGGUUUGUAAAUCUUGAAAAAUACAUAAUUGAGUUUUACCAGUUUUGAGGUUUAUAUCGAAGUAAAGAGAAGAGGAUAGCUGAAGAAACGUAAAUAGAAACUUUCAGAAGCUUGGGUGUAUACUUCACCUUCCAUUUUGACUUCUUAUUUGAUCCAAGAAAGACUGAGAAAUUACUGCAUUUUCUUCUGGGACUGUGUUUCAUUCAAUUACAGGCAAUACAGAUGUUUAUUCAAAAUGCUCUUUUAUUGUUUUCCAAUAAAUUGCAGGAGUUGAACCUGUUACUCUA